Messenger RNA from Tetrahymena thermophila SB210, 465 nucleotides. Its product is annotated as transmembrane protein, putative. Lineage: Eukaryota; Ciliophora; Oligohymenophorea; Hymenostomatida; Tetrahymenidae. The transcript has 4 exons. The record is from RefSeq and is a predicted model, not a curated record.
AUGGAGAAUUUCUCUAAAAAAAGAUUUAGUAAUCAAUAGAAGUAGAAUAUAGCAAAUGAAACAGAUGAUUAUUAUUUAUAGGACAUUUAAAAGAGACUUGAAUCCAAAUAGACAGGCGGUAUAAUGAAAGAGUCACUUGAUAGAUUUUAUACAGAUGAUGUUCAUGAUUUAGAAUAAAAACAUAAACUUGCUACAAACAGAGUUAAAUCUCUAUUCUAUCUUUAUUUAAGUUUAUUUGGAGCUGUUCUAAAUACAUCACUUAUUUACUAUCCAUCUAUUAAAUUUGUAAAGAAAGUAUUUAGAUUAAACGGAUUUUGGAAUGUUCACUUUGCUGCUCUUCCCUUAAUAAUGACUUAUAAUGCUACCACUUUAGGCGUAGCUGUAGGUAUAUAUCAAUCAGUAUAAUAGUAAAGCUUUAUUAAUGAGUAAGUAAAAAGAUCAACAUAUAAAUUUUGGAAUAUUUGA